Molecule: messenger RNA, 1813 nt
Organism: Thermothelomyces thermophilus ATCC 42464
Lineage: Eukaryota; Fungi; Ascomycota; Sordariomycetes; Sordariales; Chaetomiaceae
Exons: 1
Coding region: 371-1690 (439 amino acids)
Cellular component (GO): membrane
Molecular function (GO): signaling receptor activity
Source: RefSeq, a predicted model, not a curated record
UCACCCUCGACCCCGACUUCCGCGUGCUCUUCGAACACCGGCCCGACCUUGGCCAAGCACAUCGCAGCGCCCGUCCCGCUUCCGGUUACGACCCUAUCACACACUCACACUGACACGGACACCCAGCGGAACCACCACCCACCCGGUCACACUUGACCUGUGCCCCGUCCCCCACCGGCUGCUGUAGGCUCUCGUUGUCACCAUGGAUGUUUCAUCCAACAUGGGGUGCCCCGCCCCGUUUACCUUUGGCUCUUGCGACGAUGCCCCCAGGGGCAUGUCGUCGGGAGCCCAGGCCACAGACCGGGCCGCUGCGCGGAAGCGGCGCCACUCUCACAUCAUGCCGAGGAGGAAGUCUAUCGUUAACCAAAUCAUGGAUGGGGAGGAAGGCCUGCUCCUCAAGCUGGACCUGCUGCUGACUGAUCUUGAGCGGCGACUCGAGUAUUGGGAGAAUUAUGGAGAGCUCAGCUUGGACUCGAGCAUCUCGGCCGCGUUCGAUACCCUUAAGGCCGUCCGGACACGAUGCUCGCAGGUCUCGGAGGAAUUCAUGGGUGCCGGACGGAGGAAGCUGCAAGUCGUGGUCGACACCCUCGAGUCCGGUUAUCACGAGGCCUUGGCCGCGGCGGGCUCGCUCAACGAAAAGGCGAAAGUCAGCAUCGAGCUACUCGACGGGAUGCUGCAAGAGAUGGAGGACCAGGCGGCCAGGUUCCGGGAGAAAGGCUUGACCAAUGCGGCCGAGACCCUCAUGGACGAGGCGCACCGCGUCGUGGACGAGGGCAUUGAGAGGGCGAAGCGCGCAGCCGAGUCGCUCGAGGACCAUAUUCAACGCGCCAUCGCUCGCGCCCGGGAGCACGGCCUGCUCCGCUACGAGGAUUUGCCGGUACCCUGGCGGACCAACCCGCAUAUCAUCAGGGGCUACCGCUUCUCCGAGACCAAGCUCGCCUGCGUGCGGUCGGUCUUUUCCUUCUCGAACGAGCUCGUCAACAUCUGGUCCCACACCAUCGGCCUCGUUCUCGUCCUGGCCGUCGCCUUCUACUUUUACCCCACGAGCACCAACUUCUCCCUGAGCUCCAAGGCCGACGUCUUCAUCGCCGCCGUCUUCUUCUUUGCCGCCUGCCAGUGCCUGGUCUGCAGCGUCAUAUGGCACACCAUGAACUCGGUCGCCGACGUCAGUCUCAUCUCCAUGUUCGCCUGCGUCGACUACACGGGCAUCUCGCUGCUGAUCGCCGCCUCCAUCAUGACCACCGAGUACACCGCCUUCUACUGCGAGCCCGUGAGCCGCUGGGUUUACAUGGUCACGACGGCUCUGCUCGGCGUCGGCGGCGUUAUCCUGCCGUGGCAUCCCCGCUUCAACGGCGCCGACAUGGCGUGGGCCAGAGUCGCCUUCUACGUUGCGCUCUCGGCCACCGGGUUCCUCCCGAUCUUGCAGCUCUCUCUCACGCGCAGCCCCGGGGCGGUCUUGGAGUUCUACACCCCGAUUGCGAAAUCGCUUGCCGUGUAUUUCCUCGGCGCGCUCGUCUAUGCCAGCAAGGUGCCGGAGCGCUGGUGCCCGGGCAUGUUUGACUACGUCGGCGGCAGCCACAACCUCUGGCACGUUGCCGUCCUGGGCGGGAUCUUGUUCCACUACACGGCCAUGCAGGACUUUUUCUCUCAUGCCUUCAGGCUUGCCAAGGACGGUUGCGCGGCAUACUAGGCUCGCGUGUAUCGUUUCGCUCUCUCUCUCGGGAGUUGCCUCGCCAGAGCAAGUUUGAAACUCGUCCCCAUCUUUGGGACAGCAGCCGUUGCGUCCCUUUGACAGCAUUAGGGGACCUGGAGC